AUCCCCACCAGCCAACAAAGGGGCCUACCCAGUGUACAUCCUUGAAGUUGGAUACACCUCUGACCUGCACCACAGCGAGAAGCUCAUUCAAAAACAAGCACAGCACGCCACCCUUGCCACUGCCAUGCGAGCUGCAGGGUGGACUGUGCACUACGAUACUAAACACGUUAUUACACUGGGCCACGGUGGCACUGUCCCCCGUACCCUUGAAACUCUCCUCAAAGACCUAGGAGCCAAACCGCAGGCAGCCAAGGCCUGCUGCACACGUCUCCACAUGCAUAGCGUCACCACACUCCGGGGCACCGCAAACCUGUACUACCGGCUAGAGCGAGAGAUGGGCAUUGCCAACACCCGAUGCCGCCCGGGAGGCCGCACCCAGGGGACCGCCAAUGGCGGCCCCCGCGCAGGGGAGCCGGGCCCCACUGGUAGCCCCACCACUCCGCCGCCCUCGCCAUCUCCAUCUCCUUCACCGCCCGCGCCCACUGCAUCUGCCCCACCGUCCCCACCAGCUCCCCUCCAGCAGCAGUCGUCGCCCCCACCGGCGUCACCAAUGAUCGUAGCCACCUUCCGCUCCUUCUCCUUGGGGUGCUUUGCCUUUGACGUCGUCUCAGCCUCUCCAUCGUUGCGCGCACUGCCUGUUACCCUCGCCACCAACGACGCGGCAAUGACGGUGGCCAAGUGCGCCGGGCUCACCCAGGCUGCAGGCUUGGACCACUACGGGCUCACGAACGGGCACACCUGUGUCGGCGGCGUCAACCGGCAGCAGGCGACCCAGUACGGCUCGCUGCCCGAAUCCGCGUGCGGCCGGCCUUGCCCCGGUGACUCCCGCCAGACCUGCGGCGGUGGCCCCAUCGACAGCGCCGACAGCGCCGGCACACAGCUGUCAGCCUUGAGCCUCUACUCAUUCAACCCCGCCAGCCCCCCACCGCGCCCGCCGCCGCGCGCACCACGCACCAGGCCCGCCCGCCCGGGCAGCGCUGCCAAGCCGCCCUCGCCGGCCCCGCCUCAGCCCACCCCGCCGUCGCCCUCACGUCGGGCUGAGGCACAGGCCCUCACCCGGACGGCCGCUGCCGACCUGCCAGCCCUCCAGAAGGACGUCAGCCCAACCAUCAACGGCAUCCCCAGCGCCCGCAGCCUGCUGCUGCUAAGCCCCACUGCCGUGCCGGUCUUCACGGCCACCCUGCUGGGCGCAUCUGCUGCGGAGCUCAGGGCGCCCGUGCUCGCCUCGGCGCGUGUGGGCAUGGGCCGGCUGGUCGCGUUCGGUUCCGAGGCCAUGCUCACAAGCUGCUGCAACCAGCAGGGAGCUGCGGCUGCUGCUGAUGGUUCCGAGUCAGCGGCCGAGAUCAACAAGAUCAUUGCCAACGCCGCAAACUGGGCGUGCGCGGCGGCUGGGGCUGCUGGCCGCAAGGCCAACAUUCGAGUGGCCGACCCACGCCUAGACGCCGUGGCCAGGUUCAUCGUGAGCAUGCUGCCCGACAUCUUUGCCAAGUCCCGCCAGGACUAUUACAUGUCACUAACCACCUUUGCGAAGGGCGGACAUGCGAGGUGCGACGUGUACCUGGUGCUGGGAGCCGACCCGCAGCAGCGCUACGACACCAAAGUCCGCGACGCGCUGCGGAGCUUCCUUGAGAAUGGCAAGGGAGUACUGCUUGCCGGACCCGUGGUGGCGGACGCGGGCGUUUCAGGGGCUGCGGCGCCCGUACCGUCGGACGAGUGGACUCUGCCAGACAUCAUGUUUACGAAGCAGAACGGUGUCACGGCUGUUGCCUCCGCAACGGCCGUGGCACCUAGCGGCGUGGCCGCUGAGCAUUUCCGUGAGCUGCUGUCACGCCUACUGCAGAUCAAGGCCCGAAGCUCGAGCCCUGAGUUCAUCAGCUUGAAGGCGCGGGUGUUGAGGGCACGGUCCGACAUUGCUGCCACUGACAUGUCGCAGUUUGAUGAGGUCCUGAAAGCGAAGAUUGCAGAGUUUGAUCGUGACAUCGCGGAGCCGUAGUAACAUGUGUGCACGUUUGGUGGGCUGCUUGCUUUGCGCUUUGCUGCACAAGCAUAAGCGGACAACCGACAGUUAGUUGGGGGUUGUUAUCAGCUUGCUCCAAAGGUGACUUGUGUAGCUUGUUGCUUCGUGUUCUGCACGUAGCGCUUGCUUCUAGCAAUGGCUGCACGUGUGAUGAGUUAGUUGCGGAGUUGUGUCUGCUUUUCACACAAGCAAGGAUUCACCUGCUGGGCGGGCUUUUCAAUAUUCAUGCUCAUGUGUGUUUCAUGUGAACCUAACCCGCUGUGAACCUGCUGUAAGCCCACCAGCCAGUGCGCGUCUCCCAUCCAUCCAUGACCCUGUUACAUAUAGCAGCACCCGCGCGCUCUCGCUUGCAAGCGCCGAAGUAAGCCUGUCGCUGCUCUGCGCGGGCCGGCCACGUCCUGCUGGGCGGACACCUUUUGCAGCGCGAUGUGUUGGGGCCCGACUACACCGGAGCUUCUCCCAGCGGCAGUCGUAUGACGACGCCUGCGGCUGUUACGUUCGUCGCAAGGGGGAUGCGCUUGAACACAGAUGUUGCUGGUGAUGUCCGACGUUGAUGUCAGGUAUUGCACCAAAGUAAACCAGGCCUUGAUAAAUCCACUGGGUCGUCGUUGGCGGUCAGGAUAUAGUUGUAGGCUUGGGCGCCGAGCCAGGAGGGCUGGGGUCGCGCAAGGCCUGAGAGAGAAUGUGCCGGGGCGGACUGCGGGCAAUGACACGAGCGUGUCAAGCCGAGCACAAGCCCAAGCAACGGCACUCUUUGGGCGCUGUCUCACUCAGCUGCCUUCUCCCGUAAUAUAAACACAAGCUGGCUGCUGUAGGCCAAGCGUCGGGCUGGCGAAGCAACCGAGAUGGAACCGGAAUCUCAAUAGGCAGUCCGUUGUUUCCAAACAGAGCUCAGAUGUGAGCUGGAGGUCUUGUUGGAGGUCUUGAAUAGCUCAGGGUCUUGACCCAGUGGAGUCGGUGACGAUUCGAUGCUCGCAAGCCGGUCUUCACGUUGGGGUCGUCAGGAGAAUCUCAGAGUAGUCUUAAAUAGAAGAUACACCAGAUGGAUAGCUGAAUCCAGAAAGAAGGUCAAAGCCUUGGCAGAGCUGUCGGCAGGUGGCGAUGACCUUGGCCGAGGGGCUCGCGGGGCUCGUUGACGUCGCUCAGGCGCUUGAAGCCGCCGAAUUACGCAGUUGAGAUGCGUAUGAUACCACAGGACCGCGUCGCAGGGGCAGACGGGUCACGAAGAGUCGCGCACGGGGUCGAUGCGACCAGGCGUGCGGAUGCGGAAGCCGGGGCACAGGGGCCCGCUGAAACGGAGGCUCGGGCGGAAGGCCGAUGCCUCAAUCACUGUCGCGCCUUGGCGCUGGAAACUUGCGGACAGGCUUGCUGUCAAGGGAGAAGAGCCCUUGAGGGCUGGGAGACUGUUCUUCCGGUAUGAGCAAGGUUCGUG
Molecule: messenger RNA, 3449 nt
Organism: Chlamydomonas reinhardtii
Lineage: Eukaryota; Viridiplantae; Chlorophyta; Chlorophyceae; Chlamydomonadales; Chlamydomonadaceae
Exons: 8
Coding region: 335-1993 (552 amino acids)
Cellular component (GO): plasma membrane
Source: RefSeq, a predicted model, not a curated record